GGGCUGAUGGGAAAUGGAGUGCCGCUCUUUCCAAGAUGGCUGCCCGCAGUGUCAGCAUGGACAACAAUGACCAAAGUCAUCCAAAACUUAGUAAAACUGAGAAGAAAUUCUUGAGGAAACAGACCAAAGCCAGACACACGUUGCUGAGACACGAAGGCAUUGAAAGUGUAUCCCAUGCCACUGAGAGCCUGGUUGUUGCCAAUGGAGGUUUGGGUAAUGGUGUGAGUAGGACCCAGCUGCUUAGGGCAUUAGAAAGAUGCGGAUCAGUGGAAGCUCUCUUAAUGCCACCUAACAAGCCCUACUCUUUUGUAAGAUAUAGGACCAAAGAAGAAUCCAAAAAAGCCUAUGUAACCCUCAAUGGAAAGGAAAUGGUAGAUGACUUGGGACAGAAUAUCACUCUGUACUUAAACUUUGUGGGAAAAGUGCAUUGGGAAGAUCUCAGGCCUCCAGUAUUACCUCCAGGCCUCAUAAUUGUAGAAGAAAUUGUUUCUACCGAGGAUGAGAAAAUGUUAUUGGAAAGUAUUGAUUGGACUGACAAUUCUAUUGGUCAAAACCCUCAGAAAUCUUUAAAACAUAGAAGAGUAAAGCAUUAUGGAUAUGAAUUUCGCUAUGAUAAUAACAAUGUAGAUAAGGAUAAACCAUUACCUGGAGGUCUUCCUGAUAUUUGUAACAGUAUUUUAGAGAAGUGUUUGAAAGAAGGAUACAUUAAAUAUAUCCCUGACCAGUUGACAAUAAAUCAGUAUGAACCUGGGCAGGGAAUUCCUCCUCACAUUGACACACAUUCUGCUUUUGAGAAUGAGAUCAUUUCUCUCAGUUUGGGAGCAGAGAUUGUCAUGGAUUUUAAGCAUCCAGAUGGUCGUACGGUGUCAGUUAUGCUGCCCCAACGGAGUUUGCUGGUGAUGACAGGAGAAUCUAGAUACCUUUGGACCCAUGGAAUCACUCCCAGAAAAUUUGAUGUUAUUCAGGCGUCUGAGGGACAGAAAAGUGGAAUUAUCACUAGUGAUGUUGGAAACAUAACAUUAAAUAAAAGAGGAGUGCGGACCUCAUUUACAUUUAGAAAAGUGAGGAGAACACCUUGUGAUUGCAGUUACCCUUUGGUCUGUGACAGUCAGAGUUUUCAUCAGAAUGAAGCUUUCCCCUCCUUCCCAGAAAAUGACAAAGAAGCCUCAGAACUGGAACAGGUGUAUGUCCAUAGAGUUUAUGAGGAGAUAGCAGAACACUUCAGCAGCACAAGGCAUACCCCUUGGCCCCAAAUUGUGGCAUUCCUGAAAGCUUUACCAAAGGGCUCAAUAGUGGCAGAUAUAGGAUGUGGAAAUGGAAAAUAUCUAGGCCUGAAUAAGGAGAUAUAUAUGAUUGGUUGUGAUCGUAGUCAAAACCUCGUCGAGAUAUGUGGGGAAAGGCAGUUUGAGGCUUUUGUCUGUGAUGCCCUGGCUGUGCCCAUUCGGAGUGAGACAUGUGAUGCUUGCAUUUCCAUUGCUGUUAUUCACCAUUUUGCAACACCAGAAAGAAGACUGGCAACCCUCCAAGAACUGGCUCGACUUCUGAGGCCUGGAGGAAAGGCUCUUAUUUACGUCUGGGCAAUGGAACAAGAAUACAAUAAGCAGAAGUCUAAGUACCUUAGGGGGAGCAGGGAUAGUGAGAAGAAGGAAGAGCAUCUCAGCAGCAAUGAGUUGGCCUCAGAGCUACUUGAGGAGCAGAAUCGUGGCACCAGCAGUCAUGAUUCUGUAUGUUCUAUCACAGCCAUUAAUGACUUGAAGGAUGGAGGUUUAAAUGGAAAUGGAGUAAUUCAUUCAAAGCUGCCAGUUCACACUAAUAGGACCUCUUUUCAUUCUCAAGAUGUACUGGUCCCCUGGCACCUCAAGAGGGACCCUAUAAGAGAUAAACGUGCCGAGCCACUGAAACUUACACCUGAUCUAGUGGCACCACAUGAGCCAAGCCCUGUAUUUCACCGCUAUUACCAUGUAUUUUGUGAAGGAGAACUGGAAGCAACAUGUAGAAUACUAAAUAACAUAAGCAUUCAGCAAAGCUACUAUGAUCAGGGAAACUGGUGUGUGAUUUUCAAAAAGCUCUGACUCUCUAAGCACUUCAUAUAGACAAGAUAUGCUUAAACAUUUAAAAAAAUGAAUUGAUCAUUUCUUUGGCCAGGAAGGAAGUCUUCUGGAGAAAAAACCACCAAACACACUUGCUUAGAAGAAUGAAGAAGCAGAGAGAUGGAAGUUUAUCAGCAGACAUCCAAUCUCUAUAUGUGUCCUGCUCAACCAUCUGGAUGACCUCAGACAA
Messenger RNA from Dromiciops gliroides (monito del monte), 2280 nucleotides. RefSeq names its product alkB homolog 8, tRNA methyltransferase (gene ALKBH8). NCBI's taxonomy places the organism in Eukaryota, Metazoa, Chordata, Mammalia, Microbiotheria, Microbiotheriidae. Bases 36 to 2072 code for a protein of 678 amino acids. Gene Ontology annotation, biological process: tRNA wobble uridine modification. Gene Ontology annotation, cellular component: nucleus; cytoplasm. Gene Ontology annotation, molecular function: S-adenosylmethionine-dependent methyltransferase activity; 2-oxoglutarate-dependent dioxygenase activity; tRNA binding. The record is from RefSeq and is a predicted model, not a curated record. The transcript is spliced from 12 exons.